Chinchilla lanigera (long-tailed chinchilla) is the source of this 928-nucleotide messenger RNA. RefSeq names its product cancer/testis antigen family 45 member A10-like. The record is from RefSeq and is a predicted model, not a curated record. NCBI's taxonomy places the organism in Eukaryota, Metazoa, Chordata, Mammalia, Rodentia, Chinchillidae. Gene Ontology annotation, cellular component: integrator complex. Gene Ontology annotation, biological process: snRNA 3'-end processing. The coding region runs from base 71 to 748 and encodes 225 amino acids. The transcript has 5 exons.
CGCUGAGGAGAGAGCACGUUGUCGGCCUCGAGGGCGGAUUCACAGAAAGUGCUCCCGCUUCUCCCGUCCCAUGGAGGAGCCGUCGGGAACCUCUUCCAGGCAGCUUUGCCAGGAAAUGAUGACAGAACCAGAUAAAUCUGCUGUACAGCCUGAUGUGGACCUGGAACCUGUCAAAGAUGACAGUCAUCCUAUUUCACCUAAGAGGAGGUGCACUGUGUCCUCGCAGCCGGUGAUACAGGAAGGAGGGAGUGAACCCUCUUCUGAGGACUGGACCAUAUCCUUGAAAGAAGCAGAGUUCAAGGAUUUGGAAGAAGGGUUCAGAGUUACAACCGAAGCCCUGGAUCAGCAGUCUGACAACUCCAGCGGUGACGGCGAGGUUGGGCUGCCCUUCAGUUCCUCAGUUGAAACAGGAAUCGGUGUGAGAGGCUUUUCUGCUGAUGCAUCUGUCAUCCCAGUGAUCCCUACAUGGAAUGUGGUGUCCCAUCAGCUGACAGUGAGCCCACAGGAAAUGAAUGCUGAUAUAAAACGUCAGCUGAUGAAGGGAAUUCGGCAGUUUGGACGAAAAUAUGAAAGGAUUUUCAAACUACUUGAUCAAGUGCAAGGACCUCUGGAAGUCAAGAAACAAUUUGUCGAAUUCACCAUCAAGGAAGCAGCAAGAUUUAAAAGACGAGACUUAAUUAGGAGGCUGGAGAAGAAGCUGGAGGAAAUAACUGCCAUCUGUGUCGCUGAAGAGGAAGAUUUCUAUUAGUAUGUAUUCCUGCUACCACAACGAUCAGUGAGAAAGGAGCACCCGUUUGCUGUGCUUCAGAAUGUAGCAGGAUGUUGCUGAAGUCUCGUGCACAAGUUAAAGAAGUGUUUUCCAGAAGUUAAGAACAAGUGAUGUUUCUGUUAAUAAAAGUUGGGCCGUUGCCCUAAGAAUUGCUUUGAA